Ipomoea nil (Japanese morning glory) is the source of this 3348-nucleotide messenger RNA. Its product is annotated as receptor-like protein kinase HSL1. The record is from RefSeq and is a predicted model, not a curated record. Bases 182 to 3016 code for a protein of 944 amino acids. The transcript has 2 exons. Lineage: Eukaryota; Viridiplantae; Streptophyta; Magnoliopsida; Solanales; Convolvulaceae. Gene Ontology annotation, molecular function: ATP binding; protein kinase activity; receptor serine/threonine kinase binding. Gene Ontology annotation, biological process: protein phosphorylation.
CCCUGGAUGUGUGACAUCGGACGACCCUCCUUUCUCCUCUCCAAUUAAUGCAUUAUUGUUACUAUUGAACCCCAUUUAUAUAUUUCUUCCUGGUUAGCUUUCAUCUGCCAUAACACAAAACACAACUUCCAUUAUAUUCCCCCUUCAUCUCUCUACUGUGGGGUUAAAGAUCAGAUCUUUAAUGGCUGCUCAGCGAGCUGUCAUCUUCUUCCUUUUGCUGUUUUUAGCAGUGGCGGAUGGGUAUGAGGGGAGUGUGGAGAAGCAGGGUGAGUUCUUUGAUGUUGUGAAGAAGUCUCUGACAGGGGAUUUCUUGGCUGGUUGGGAUGGGAAACCGUUCUGCAAUUAUUCCGGGAUUGGGUGUGAUAAUCGAGGUUAUGUUGUGAAGAUUGAUAUCAGCCGGUGGGGAUUAUCCGGCCGGUUUCCGGGGGAUGUUUGUAGUUAUUUGCCGGAGCUGAGGAUUCUUAAACUCGGCCAGAAUCACUUCCAUGGGAGUUACUUUCCGGCCAGAAUCACCAACUGCUCUUUCUUGGAAGAGCUGAACAUGUCGGCUACGUAUCUGGCGGGAACAUUGCCGGAUUUGACGCCGUUGCGGGCUCUGAGGUUGCUUGAUCUCUCCUACAAUCUCUUCACCGGCGAGUUUCCGACGUCGGUGGCCAAUCUCACCGAGCUCCGGGUCCUCAACUUCAACGAAAACUGCGGCUUUAACCAGUGGCAACUACCGGACGCCAUUUCUGGGCUUACAAAGCUCAAGACUUUGAUACUAUCGACGUGUAAGCUGAACGGAGUGAUCCCGGCGGCGAUAGGGAACAUGACGGCCCUGGUGGAUCUUGAACUGAGCGGAAAUUCCCUGGAAGGGAAGAUUCCGGCGGAGCUGGGGAAGUUAAGGAACUUGCAGGACCUGGAGCUUUAUUACAACAAUCUUGAGGGUGAAAUUCCUGAGGAGCUCGGGAACCUGACGAACCUCGUAGAUUUGGAUUUGUCUGUCAAUAAAUUGGUCGGAAAAAUCCCGGAAUCCAUUUGUCGGCUGCCCAGACUACAAGUCUUGCAAGCUUACAACAACACUCUCUCCGGAGAAAUCCCUGCUGUCCUGGCUAAUUCGACUACUCUGAGAAUUCUGUCCCUUUACACCAAUUUCCUGUCCGGGGAAGUCCCGGAGAAUCUGGGGAUGUUAUCGGCCCUGGUGGCGCUGGACUUGUCGGAAAAUCAAUUCUCCGGGAAGCUGCCGCCGCGGCUCUGCAAUAGAGGUAAGUUGAUGUACAUCCUUCUCCUUCAGAACAUGUUCUCAGGGGAAUUACCGGAAAGUUACGGAAAAUGUCAGACUCUUAUCCGAUUCCGGGUGAGUAACAAUCGAUUGGAGGGAACGAUACCAGAAACAAUAUUCGGUCUUCCCCACGCUUCAAUUAUAGAUGUGAGCAAUAAUCGGUUGAUCGGUGAAAUCCCCAGAACGAUUGAGAAUGCUAAGAACUUAUCAGAACUGUUCGUUCAGGGGAACAGAAUUUCCGGCGAGCUGCCGGGCGAAAUCUCCAGAGUUAUCAAUCUUGUGAAGAUGGAGGCCAGCAAUAAUCUCCUGUCAGGUCCAAUACCACACGAAAUUGGAAACCUGAAACGUCUGAAUAUUUUGCUCCUGCAAGGAAACAGGCUGAAUUCUUCCAUCCCGGAGUCGUUAUCUUCGCUUACAUCCCUGAAUUAUCUUGAUUUGUCGGGGAAUCUUUUGACGGGGAAUAUCCCGGAAAGAUUAGGGGAACUGCUACCGAAUCCGAUGAACUUCUCAAACAAUUUGCUUUCUGGGUCUAUACCUGUGGCCUUCAUUAAAGGAGGGGUUCUGGAAAGCUUUGCAGGGAAUCCAGGGCUAUGCGUCUUGGCGGCUUAUUCCAAUUCAUCAAGCACCAACUUCGCUCUCUGUUCAUAUAGGAAGAAGACGAAUAUGAUUUGGGUUAUGGGUUUCUCGGUGGGGUUUGUCAUAAUCGGAAUCGUGCUGUUUCUCCGGCGACGGAUGAGUAAACAGAGAGAGAUUGAUCAGCAGCAGCAGGAGGAUCUGGAGAUGUCAUCCUCGUUUUACACGUACGAUGUCAAGAGUUUCCACAGGCUGAGCUUCGACGAGCGGGAGAUUUUCGACGGCGUGGUUGAGAAGAACGAAGUGGGAAAAGGGGGAUCAGGGACGGUGUACAAAGUGGAGCUGAGCAACGGGGAAGCCAUAGCCGUGAAGAAGAUGUGGAGCCGGAAAGGGAAAGGCGGGGUGGUUCUCCACCGGGAAUUGAAAACGGAGGUGGAAACAUUGGGUAGUAUACGCCACAAGAACAUCGUCAAGCUCUACUGCUACUUCUCCGGCCUGGAAUGCAGUUUGCUGGUUUAUGAAUACAUGCCGAAUGGGAACCUCGGCGACGCCCUCCACGGCGGAAAACCCCUCCUGGAUUGGCCCAUCCGCCACCAGAUCGCCCUGGGAAUCGCCCGCGGCUUGGCUUAUCUGCAUCAUGAUCUCCAGCCCCCUAUUAUCCACCGAGACAUCAAAUCUACAAACAUCUUGCUAGACAUUGAUUAUCACCCCAAAGUCGCAGAUUUCGGCAUAGCCAAAGUUUUGCAAGCAAGAGGAGGCAAAGAUUUCUCCACUACAGUCAUUGCCGGAACUUAUGGCUACUUGGCACCAGAAUAUGCAUAUUCUGCAAAGGCGACCACCAAGUGCGACGUGUACAGUUACGGGGUGGUGUUAAUGGAGCUAAUAACCGGGAAGAAGCCGGUGGAGGCGGAAUUCGGGGAGAGCAAGAACAUUGUGUAUUGGGUUUCAUCCAAGGUGGAAACAAAGGAAGGAGCGUACGAGGUGUUGGACAAACGAGUGUCGGAUGGGUUCAAGGAGUAUAUGAUGAAGGCCCUCCGUAUCGCCAUCCGUUGCACGUACAAGACGCCGACCCUGCGCCCGACCAUGAACGAGGUUGUCCAACACCUGAUAGAGGCGCAGCCGCCGUCCCAAUUCGAUUAUUGCUGCAAGUUGUCGCACAAGACAAAGAGCAUCGACCCAUGAUGUUGUGGGGGUACGUACGGUGCAACGUGAACAGUACGUACAGAUUUUGGCCUGCAAUAUUUGACGAGAUGUAACAGCAUAUAUAAUAUACAUAGAAUAUAUAACAUAGCAGUAACGUUAUUAUUAUUAUAACCCCCUUUGGCUUUUGCAAGACAAGUGUUGGUAGGAGCUUACAGAUGCUGUUUCCCGCUUUUCAAUUCCUUUUCUGGUCUGUUGGAGACUUUAAUUAUCAUCAUCAUCAGUGUAACUGCUUUGUGUCAACGCAUAGCAUCUGUAUUUUGUAGUGAACCAUAAAUGUAAAUACUUGUAUUUGGCCACGGGCCACACACUAA